AUGGAAAACACGUUUCUCCUUGUAAUUUUCUCCCUACUCACCUCUCUGUUGACCGUUAUCUUAACAAUCACGUCCCACAAGAUAAUUAAUGGUAGAAGGACCAGGCAAAGGGCAGUCGGUUUCUUCCAUCCAUACACAAACGAUGGUGGAGGUGGAGAAAGAGUGUUAUGGUGUGCCGUUAAAGCAAUUCAAGAAGAAAGUCCUGAUCUUGACUGUGUUAUUUGCACAGGAGACCAUGAUUCCACUUCAGAAAGCUUGAUGACUCGUGCCCUUGAUCGAUUUGGUGUUCAAUUACUUGCCCCACCAAAGGUGGUGCAUUUGUAUAAAAGGAAAUGGAUUGAAGAAACUAGCUAUCCUCGGUUUACUAUGAUUGGCCAAAGCUUUGGUUCAGUUUAUUUAAGUUGGGAAGCUUUGUGCAAGUUUACUCCUUUGUAUUUUUUUGAUACUAGUGGAUAUGCUUUCACAUACCCAGUUGCUAGAUUGUUUGGUUGCAAAGUUAUUUGCUACACGCAUUACCCUACAAUCAGUUUGGAUAUGAUUUCUCGUGUUCGCGAUCGGAGCUCCAUGUACAACAACGAUGCUUCAAUUGCCAGGAGUGGUUGGCUAUCACGGUGCAAGAUCGUCUACUAUACAUUUUUUAGUUGGAUGUAUGGAUUUGCAGGCUCCUGUGCACACCUCGCAAUGGUGAACUCUUCAUGGACUCAAUCUCAUAUUGAAAAACUCUGGAGAAUUCCAAACCAUAUUAAGCGAGUAUAUCCUCCUUGUGAUACAUCAGGGCUUCAGGUGCUUCCUUUGGAAAGACCAGCAGAAACUCCUAUAUUUAUAUCUGUGGCUCAGUUUCGUCCUGAGAAGGCACACCCUCUUCAACUUGAGGCCUUUUCAGUUGCCAUUAGGAGGUUAGAUGCAGACAUGCCGAGACCUGUGCUUCAGUUUGUUGGUAGUUGCCGAAACAAAUUUGACGAGGACAGACUGCAGAAAUUGCAGGACAAAGCAGUUGAAUUGAAGGUAGAUGGGGAUGUACAAUUCUACAAGAAUGUGAUGUAUAGGGACUUGGUGAAACUUUUGGGAGGUUCUAUAGCAGGAAUGCAUUCUAUGGUAGAUGAACACUUUGGCAUUAGUGUUGUGGAGUAUAUGGCUGCAGGUGCCAUACCAAUUGCUCAUAAUUCUGCUGGGCCAAAAAUGGAUAUCGUUCUAGAAGAAGAUGGACAGCAAACAGGAUUUCUUGCCCAGAAUGUAGAAGGUUAUGCAGAUGCCAUCCUCAAAGUUUUAAGCAUGCCAGAAACUGAGAGACUCGAGAUGGCUGUGGCUGCAAGGAAACGCGCAGGCCGAUUUUCUGAGCAAAGAUUUUAUGAAGAUUUCAAAGCUGCAAUUCGACCAAUAUUAAACCAUGUUUCCAGAUGA
Messenger RNA from Dovyalis caffra, 1401 nucleotides. The record is from the annotation of a GenBank genome assembly. Lineage: Eukaryota; Viridiplantae; Streptophyta; Magnoliopsida; Malpighiales; Salicaceae.